Molecule: messenger RNA, 1466 nt
Organism: Leptinotarsa decemlineata (Colorado potato beetle)
Lineage: Eukaryota; Metazoa; Arthropoda; Insecta; Coleoptera; Chrysomelidae
Product: dynein intermediate chain 2, ciliary
Biological process (GO): cilium movement; outer dynein arm assembly
Cellular component (GO): outer dynein arm
Molecular function (GO): dynein light chain binding; dynein heavy chain binding
Source: RefSeq, a predicted model, not a curated record
GACAUUCCUAUAUCAGUUCAUGUUCACUUCAAACACAACUUCAAAGACUGUGAUUCAUCAUUAAAAUUGGUUCAAAAUGCCUCCGGGUACUUCUAAACCCAAAUCAAUAAUACCGAAAACACCUGGGAAGAGAUUGGUAAAGCGUGAUGUUGAAGUUAAUGAUGAUUUAGAAGAUUGGAAGAAGGCUAAACAGCUCUUGAAACCGAAGGAUCAAUUGGAACUGACUGAUGUCGAACUCAAAGAAAUAAUAACAAGACUACUAUCGACCACCAACCCUCAAACUCCCGAAGGACUGGUAGAAUUCAAUUAUGCACAAGGCGAAUUUGUAUCAUUACCUCCGCAAGGUAAUUUGGUGGUGGUAUAUGAAUCUCAAGGAACUAUUCUUCACAAAGACUCGGAAGAAGCGCACCAGCAAAUGAUAGAACAGGGCAUCGACCCUGCAACAUUCCAAUCAGAACUUUCCAUAGAGAACUUGGAAGAAGAUCAUGGACACUCAGAAGCGGUAUCCGAAGAAACAAAGGAGGCACAAGAUGAUGAACAGAAAGAAGAAGAGCCGAAGGAAGAAGACGAAGAAGCUGAAAAGGCAGAUGAGAAGCAUGAAGAUGAAGAAGAAGGCGAGGGCGAAGGAGAAGCUGAGGUCAAAACAGAAAGCGCCAAGCCCCCAGCCAAAGGUGGAAAACCCAGAAAGCUAACAAAUCAGUUUAAUUUUUGUGAGAGAGCUGCUCUUACGUAUAACAAUCCUACAAGGGGUCAGGAAACUCAAACCAUUCCUCCUCCCAUGGCCACCUUUUCAGCGAAUGUUCUCCAGUGGAUCAUCUACGACGGAUACCAACAAGACUACGAAGCGCAGCUACUGGAAAAAGAACUGGAAAGAGAAAGGAAAGAAAAAGACAAAAUGUCUGUAGGCAGACCAGUACCGAUUAAAAAGGUUUCUGGGCGAACGCAGUUGAGUGAAGCUGUGCAAGGGAGAGUUUCAGAAUGUUGGAAAGUUUUGGAGAGGAUGAUCAAUCAGAAUACUUACGACGAUAUUGCCAAAGUGGACUACAUUAAGCCAUUACCAGAUGGAGCAGUUUGCCUCUUCACUUUAAAAAAUCCUUCAUUUCCGGACUACAUCUGCAUGACUGAUUCUGCUGUCAUGUGUGCUGAUACGCAUCCCAAAUAUCCAUAUAUGGUCGUAAUUGGGUUAUACGACGGCAGCGUACAAGUAUUCAACGUCCAAGCUACUUGUGUAGAACCAGCGUACAGAAGCAACAACGUGACAAACAAACAUAGAGGUAUAGUUUGGGAGGUAAAAUGGGCACCCGAUUUGCCCGAUGGAGAACUCAACUUUUUUUCUGUUGCUGCAGAUGGAAAAAUCAAUAAUUGGGUGCUGAUGCAAAAUGAUUUAGCAGUGACUACUAUCAUCACUCUUUAUUUGGCAAAAGAUGCCGUACCCGGACCUGAUGGAACGUUAUUAAAAGUGAAAG